AUGGGCAACGAUAUCGAAGCCGUUCACACGCGCUUCAGCGAGGACAAUGGCUCGCUCAAGGCCCCGACUGCGGUGGGCAGGCAGGAGCUCGCCGGUAUUGUCCCACCACACGAUUCCUACGAGGGCAAACACCGCUUCGACCCCACUGCGUCAUGGACGGUGGAGGAGGAGCGCCGCGUCCUUGACCGCGGCAACCUUUCCAACGCGCUUGCGGACAACCUCCUCAAGGACCUCAAUCUCACGACGGAUGACUACAACAACGGAACCACCAUUCAGCUCGUGUGCUUCCUCGCGGCUGAGUUCCCCGUCCAGUUCCUCACCAAGCGCUUUGGUUUCAGGUGGGUUCUUCCCACGAUGAUGAUGGGCUGGUCGACUGUGUCCUGGGCGCAAGCGUGGAUGCACGACCGCACGUCUUUUUACCUCGGGCGCGCCUUCAUCGGACUCUGCGAGGGCGGCUUCAUCCCCGGCGUGAUCCUGUUCGCAACUUACUUCUACAAGUCCAAGGAGCUGGCGGUGCGUCUGGCCGUCUUCUGGUCCACGCUGAACGUGGCCCGCGUCAUCUCGGCGCUGCUGGCCGCCGGCAUCCUCGAGAUGCGCGGCAUCGGCGGAAAGCCAGGGUGGUUCUGGUUGUUCCUGCUCGAGGGCCUGUUGACCGGUCUCAUCGCCUUCAUCUCGUACUUGUAUCUGCCCGCGUCGCCCACGGACACCAAGCAGGUCCUCUGGCCCAACGGCUUCUACACGGAGCGCGAGGAGGUCAUCAUGGUGAACCGGAUCCUGCGCGACGAUCCGGCCAAGGGCCUGACCGCCAUCAAAGAGCCCAUGGGCUUCAGAGACAUCGUGGAGGCGUGGAAGGACCCUGCCAUGUGGGGUCUCUACUUCAUCGGGCUGAUCGCGUACAUUCCCGCGUCGCCUGUGCAGGGCUACCUCACGCUGACGCUCAAGCGCCUGGGAUUCUCGACCUUCAACUCGAACAUGCUGACGAUCCCGUCGGCGUUUCUGCAAAUCAUCACCAUGCUGGCUCUCGCGUACAGCUCCGACUACUUCAACGAGCGCACGCUGCACAUUCUCUUCGGCGAGUUCUGGAUCAUGCCGCUGCUGAUCGCGCUGCUGACGCUUCCCGACGGCGGCCGCGAGUGGGGCCGCUUCACGCUCAUCACGCUGAUCUCGGGGUACCCGUACUUCCACCCGCUGGUGUCGUCGUGGAUAUCCGAGAACUCAUUCGACGUGAAGAAGCGCGCCAUCACGGCCGCGACGUACAAUGUGAUUGUGCAGAUUGGGUCGCUGAUCAGCUCGCAAAUCUACCGCAAGUGGGACGGCCCGUACUACAAGACGGGCAACAAGGUGCUGGUUUCCGUGUGCGCGCUGAGCUGCGUCGUCGUGGUGCUGCAGCGGCAGAUGCUGGUGCGGCUGAACCGCAAGAAGGAGGAGACAUGGGCGCGCAUGGACGGCGAGGAGAAGGCGGCGUACCAGGCCGAUGUUGUUGCGCGCGAGGCCGAGGGCAACAAGAGGCUGGACUUUCGGUUUGCGGUCUGA
Messenger RNA from Didymella exigua CBS 183.55, 1533 nucleotides. Its product is annotated as MFS general substrate transporter. NCBI's taxonomy places the organism in Eukaryota, Fungi, Ascomycota, Dothideomycetes, Pleosporales, Didymellaceae. The record is from RefSeq and is a predicted model, not a curated record. Bases 1 to 1533 code for a protein of 510 amino acids. Gene Ontology annotation, molecular function: transmembrane transporter activity. Gene Ontology annotation, biological process: transmembrane transport. Gene Ontology annotation, cellular component: membrane. The transcript has 2 exons.